AUGAUUGGGAGAAAGCGGGGUCACCCACCCUUUACAAUGGGCGACAUGACACUGGCCGCUGUUAGGAGUACUCGUGACUUGGGCGUUAUCAUCCAGGACGACCUCAAAACCCGAGAACAACCAACUUUGGCGAGACACAAGGGCCUGACAUUACUUUGGAUAUUCAAAAGAGCAUUCACAUCCUGCUCCAUGCAGAUAUUCCCACUCAACCUGUUUACCUACGAAUUUCGACGCUCCAGAGGCGACCAAAUCAUGAUUUACAAAGUGAUCGUUUGCGGUGACAUCCCGGAGGUCGCUCAGUACUUCAAACCGGCCGUUGCGCGCUGUGAAUACAUGGAACAAAAUCCGCCCCCCGAUAUUGUUGCUGCCGACAUGGUUGUCGGUUUCAAGAAGAAAUACGACGCCUUUUAUGAAUAG
Dibothriocephalus latus is the source of this 417-nucleotide messenger RNA. NCBI's taxonomy places the organism in Eukaryota, Metazoa, Platyhelminthes, Cestoda, Diphyllobothriidea, Diphyllobothriidae. The record is from the annotation of a GenBank genome assembly.